AUGCACAAAUUAACUGGAAAAUCCAACCCCGGUGCAGAUAAGUAUAAAUACCUUUCCUUCGCCACUGGAGGGCUUGCGUACGUUGCAAAAAUCGCAGACUACGCUAAGGAGGCAGAAGUAGCCCGCCAUCAUCCGAAACACCAUAACGGUAGCCAUUAUCUGGAAAAGCGUGGUUGGGACCACGACGAUGACGACGACGAUGACGACUUCUUGUCCACAAAGUCCGACUGUGAUGAUGAACCAACCACCACAAAGUCUGAUUGUGAAGACGAAACCACAACCUUUGAGACAACUACCAUCAUCACCACCUCUGUGCCAAUCACCAGCUCUUUCACCUACUCCAACUCGUCCAGCUGCGACACAGUUACUUCGUCCACAGAGACAACCACCACCGUCACCAUCUCCACCACCGUCACCCGCAGCUCUUCUGUUCCUGUCACGAGCUCCGGCAGCUCGUCCAGCUACGUUCCCAGCACUUCGAAACCGGUGACCAGUUCCAAGCCUCACACCAGCUCUGAGCCACCAACGAGCUCCAAACCACAUUCGAGCUCGAAGCCAUUCACAAGCUCUACUCCGGUGACCAGUUCGAAGCCAGUUACCAGUUCGAAGCCAAUCACUAGUUCCACUCCAGUUACCAGCUCAAAACCGGUCACCAGCUCUAAACCGGUUACAAGUUCUAAACCAUUCACUAGCUCUAAGCCAUUUACCAGCUCUAAGCCAUUUACCAGCUCCAAACCGGUGACUAGCUCCAAGCCAAUUACUAGUUCCACGCCUGUUACCAGUUCCAAGCCAGUUACUAGUUCCAAACCAGUCACCAGCUCUAAACCGAUCACAAGUUCCAAACCGGUCACCAGCUCUACCCCGGUUACAAGUUCUAAACCGGUCACCAGCUCAAAACCGGUCACGAGCUCCACUCCGGUUACCAGUUCCAAACCGAUCACCAGCUCGAAACCAGUUACAAGUUCUACCCCGGUCACUAGCUCCAAGCCAGUUACUAGUUCUAAACCUGUCACCAGUUCCACACCAGUGACCAGUUCCAAACCGGUCACCUCUUCCACCCCCGUCACUUCUUCUACCCCAGUGACCAGCUCUACUCCGCUUACAAGUUCGAAGCCAAUAACUAGUUCCAGCUCUACAUCGGAAACCAGCUGCCCACCAACAACCUCAUCGCCGGUGACCAGCUCCAAGCCGGUGACUAGCUCGACACCUCUCACGAGUUCGACGCCAGUCACCAGCUCAAGCUCCACCACAGAGAGUUGUUCAACAACGUCGACGCCGGUCACCAGUUCCACUCCAAUUACCAGUUCAACUCCUGUGACUAGUUCGACGCCGCUGACCAGCUCAACUCCUGUCACCAGCUCCAGCUCCACGACAGAAAGCUGCCCAACCACCUCAACUCCCGUGACAAGCUCCACACCAGUCACUAGUUCAACCCCAGUCACUAGCUCCACUCCUUUGACAAGCACAACUCCGUUGACCAGCUCGACCCCUGUCACGAGCUCAAGCUCCACCACUGAGACCAGCUGUCCACCAACGAGUUCCAGCACAACCACCGAGACCAGCACUGUCGUGACCAGCUCCAGCUCGGUUCCUGUCACCAGCUCGACGCCAGAGACUUCCUCAACACCAGAGACCUCGUCGGUUCCGGAAACGUCCAGCUCGACUGCUGAGAGCUCCUCGAGCACCUCCUGCGAGACCUCGUCGACGCCGGUCACAAGCACGGAAACCACCUGGACCACCGAGUCGACGAGCUCCAGCUUCUCGACCUCGUCAGUUCCAGUCACCAGUUCGGCACCAGCUCCGUCCUCUUCUUCCUCCUCCUCUUCCAGCUGCGAGACAACCACUGUCGAGACUUCCACCGACACUGCCACCGCAACGGAAACGUCUGGCUCAAGCUCGGCCACCGGAGCUACCGAACAGGAGGUGUCCACGUCGGCUGCUACACCAACAACUCUGGGAACAAGCGUCACUUCUAGCGGGGUUCCUGUCACUUCAGCAUCGUUUGCUACGAAAGAACCAUAUGAAACCGGUCUCAAUAAAAACGGAGCACCAACUUCCACAGAGGAAACUUCCGAGACAUCUCAAGCUGCCUCGAUCUUAGAAGGCAACGGCCACUCGUUGCGUCCAGCUUCUAGCCUUGCUGGAUUUGCUAAUCAUUGGGAUCAAGUAAACGUUGAUGAUUUCCAGCCGGCUGCGCAGUUUCAGUGUCAUGGUGGUGACUUUGUCACUAUCAACCAGUCUGCCUGUCUUGUAGUAGUUAUCCAUCAUCUGGUCCUUACGGAUCCACAGCUUGUUCAACCAGAUUUCGAACCGAUCCAUGUCUUCCUGUUCUUCUUCCAACGUGGCGUUUUCGUCAAACGUGCAGCCGUCGAUCGAGCUGAUAUCGAUCGCGUCCACGUGAAUGCUUGCGGAUUUAGGACCCUUACCCAGCAAAUAGAUCGACCGCAGAGUGAACUUAUCCUGCGCAUACUCCUCUGCAGCGUGGUCGCUAUAGGCCAUUGUGAAGUUCAAAAGAAGAUUCGUCUUCUUGCGCAUGUGUUUACACGCCAGAUACAAGCCUUUGACCCUAGGCAGCAUAACGUGGUCCAGCUUGAAGUCGAGUUUCUGUUUGAGAAUGUACUCGUCGGAUCUGGGCUUGGUGUUAGGACUGAGAUUGGUUCCUUCUGGGAAAAUCAGCAGCCAAUGUUUUUCCACAUCGCUAAGAUGUGUGAACUGUUUCACCAUAACGUUGGAGUCACACUCACCAACAAAGUUUCCUGCUGGGUCAUACGAACACACGACAUAGGUUCCCCAGUAGGAGUUGCAGUGCUUGUAGCCACAUCCCACCUUGGUGGUGGACUUCCACACAACCUGGGUGAAGUGGUCGUACACGGAACACGAGGAGCCGUAGUCGUAGUUGUCACCCUCGGAGUACCAUGCAUCCACGGUACCGGUGGUGGAGUAGCCAAGAGCAAGGUUCUCACCGUACUGGCCACCAGAGUGGGUCAAGGUACCAGAACAGUCGUACUUGUCGGCGUAAGCUUGAGCUCGGAGGAGGAAGAGGUGGCAGCCUCGGUGGAGGAGGUGGAUGAGGAGGUGGUGGACUCAGUGGAGGAGGUGGAUAAUGUAGUUGGGGAUGGAGUCGAGGUGGUGGAUGUGGAAGACUCGGUAGAGGAUGUGGAAGAUUCGGUCGAGCUUGUAGAAGACACGGUUGUGGAGCUGCUGGAGUCCUCCACGUUGGCAGCUCCCACCAAGUCGUCAGAAGAUGAGGUUGGGGUUGGGGUGGCGCUGGUGCUGGUGGAGGAGGCAGCGUAG
This is a messenger RNA of Ogataea philodendri, 3294 nucleotides long. RefSeq lists its product as uncharacterized. NCBI's taxonomy places the organism in Eukaryota, Fungi, Ascomycota, Pichiomycetes, Pichiales, Pichiaceae. The record is from RefSeq and is a predicted model, not a curated record. The coding region runs from base 1 to 3294 and encodes 1097 amino acids. The transcript is spliced from 5 exons.